This is a messenger RNA of Apaloderma vittatum (bar-tailed trogon), 1702 nucleotides long. RefSeq names its product tumor protein p63 (gene TP63). The transcript is spliced from 10 exons. Gene Ontology annotation, biological process: protein tetramerization; apoptotic process; regulation of transcription by RNA polymerase II. Lineage: Eukaryota; Metazoa; Chordata; Aves; Trogoniformes; Trogonidae. Gene Ontology annotation, molecular function: protein binding; RNA polymerase II cis-regulatory region sequence-specific DNA binding; DNA-binding transcription factor activity, RNA polymerase II-specific. The coding region runs from base 67 to 1464 and encodes 465 amino acids. The record is from RefSeq and is a predicted model, not a curated record. Gene Ontology annotation, cellular component: nucleus.
UAUUCCACCGAACUGAAAAAGCUGUACUGCCAGAUCGCCAAGACAUGUCCCAUCCAGAUCAAAGUGAUGACCCCGCCGCCUCAGGGAGCCGUCAUCAGGGCCAUGCCAGUCUACAAGAAAGCUGAACAUGUCACCGAAGUGGUCAAACGCUGCCCGAACCACGAGCUGAGCCGGGAGUUCAAUGAGGGGCAGAUUGCACCUCCCAGCCACCUGAUCAGAGUGGAAGGGAACAGCCAUGCCCAGUACGUAGAAGACCCCAUCACCGGGAGGCAGAGUGUGCUGGUCCCCUACGAGCCACCCCAGGUUGGUACGGAGUUCACGACAGUCUUGUACAACUUCAUGUGUAACAGCAGCUGUGUGGGAGGGAUGAACCGUCGCCCGAUCCUCAUCAUUGUGACACUGGAAACCAGAGACGGCCAAGUCUUGGGCCGCCGAUGUUUCGAAGCCCGCAUUUGUGCUUGCCCCGGCAGAGAUCGCAAAGCAGACGAGGACAGCAUCCGCAAGCAGCAAGUCUCUGACAGCACAAAGAAUGGUGAUGGUACGAAGCGCCCUUUUCGACAAGGAACUCAUGGCAUACAGAUGACAUCUAUCAAAAAAAGGCGUUCCCCAGAUGAUGAGCUCUUAUAUUUGCCGGUUAGGGGACGGGAGACGUAUGAAAUGCUACUGAAGAUCAAAGAGUCUCUGGAACUAAUGCAGUACCUUCCUCAGCACACGAUUGAGACCUACCGGCAGCAGCAGCAGCAACAGCACCAGCACUUGCUCCAGAAGCAGACCUCCAUGCAGUCGCAGUCAUCCUACGGCUCCAACUCUCCACCACUCAGCAAAAUGAACAGCAUGAACAAGCUGCCCUCGGUCAGCCAGCUAAUUAAUCCCCAGCAGCGCAAUGCUCUGACCCCAACCACCAUCCCCGACGGCAUGGGAACCAACAUUCCCAUGAUGGGCACCCACAUGGCCAUGACCAGCGACAUGAAUGGCCUCAGCCCCACGCAGGCGCUGCCACCUCCCCUCUCCAUGCCUUCGACAUCCCACUGCCCCCCCCCUCCUCCGUACCCCACAGACUGCAGCAUCGUCAGCUUCUUAGCGAGGUUGGGCUGCUCAUCCUGUGUGGAUUAUUUCACGACCCAGGGGCUGACCACCAUCUAUCAGAUUGAGCAUUACUCCAUGGAUGAUCUGGUGAGUCUCAAGAUCCCGGAGCAGUUCCGCCACGCCAUCUGGAAGGGCAUCCUGGACCACCGGCAGCUCCAUGACUUCUCCUCCCCUCCCCACCUCCUGCGCACCCCCAGCGGCGCGUCCACCGUCAGCGUGGGCUCCAGCGAGACCCGGGGGGAGCGGGUCAUCGACGCGGUCCGCUUCACGCUCCGGCAGACCAUUUCCUUCCCUCCCCGUGACGAGUGGAACGACUUCAACUUUGAUAUGGAUGCCCGGCGCAACAAACAGCAACGCAUCAAGGAGGAAGGGGAGUGAGCCCCAUGGAUCCCGCCCUACCCCGCCUCGGCCACAAACUGCUCAGCCUUUCAUUUGUCUUCCUUCUGCUUGGUACUGCAUCCCUGGACAAAGGGCGCAGGGAACCUUCUUGCUCACUCGUGCUGGGUUAUGCCCUUGAUACUGUCUAGGUCAUACUCCUGGACCAUGACCUCCACCCCAGCUUUUGCAAGGGGAAGAGCUGAGUGCAGGGGGAAGGCAGGUGGUAUUUCCUUAAAAG